Molecule: messenger RNA, 465 nt
Organism: Ochotona princeps (American pika)
Lineage: Eukaryota; Metazoa; Chordata; Mammalia; Lagomorpha; Ochotonidae
Product: KRAB domain-containing protein 4-like
Exons: 3
Coding region: 2-445 (147 amino acids)
Biological process (GO): regulation of DNA-templated transcription
Source: RefSeq, a predicted model, not a curated record
AAUGACCGCUUGUGUGAUCCCCUUUGCUGGAGUAGAUUCCUGUUGUUGGCCGGAAUCCCAGACGUGUGCUGGUUCAAAUCCCAGCUGCUCCACAUUUGAUCCAGCUCCCUGCUUAUGGUCUGGGAGAGCAGCAGAGCACGGCCCAGCUCUGGCCGUUGUGGCCAUUCAGGGACAGAAUCAGCAGGGGCCCGUGUCGUUCAAGGACGUGGCCGUGGGCUUCACACAGGAGGAGUGGCAGCAGCUGGAGCCGGUGCAGAGGAGGACUUACCGGGAGGUGACGCUGGAGAACUACAGCCACCUCGUGGCCGUGGGCGGUGACGUCUCCAAGCCACGCGUGAUCGUGAAGUUGGAGCUGGGAGAGGAGCCAUGGCUGGCGGACAGAGAGCUUCCCUGUCUGAGUCCUCUAGGUGAGCAACAAGAGUGUUUACUGUCCCAGCCGAGGUGACAGCAGGACCCGUGGGCACG